Molecule: messenger RNA, 6828 nt
Organism: Formica exsecta
Lineage: Eukaryota; Metazoa; Arthropoda; Insecta; Hymenoptera; Formicidae
Exons: 6
Coding region: 772-6669 (1965 amino acids)
Source: RefSeq, a predicted model, not a curated record
CCCUCUUCUUCCCUUUUUCCCUUUUUCUUUCGUCGUUUCGUUUUCUCCCCUCCCUCCUUGUUUUCGUUUAGUUUUUCUUCUCUCAUUAACAGUAUCGCGUUAUCAUAUCCUCCAGGACCAGCGCCUAUUUCAGAGUUUUUAUUUAAACAUUCUUAUCCGCGCGCAUGUCUCCGCUCUGCUCCGAAAUCCUUCUUUAUCCUUUUUGCGCAAAGAAGAAAAAAAUGCCGCGAAAAAUCGUGCGUCGUUCGUUAUCGUGUGACAGUGACAGUGUGCUCGUGUCUGAGGUGUGACAACGAUAAGAGCCCCCUUCCACGGUUAUGAUAAAGAGUUAAUCCGUCGCGCAGGGAUACGAAGAUUGACGAAACAGAAUUUUCGCGACUUUUUCCGGAAUUUUCGUGUAUUCGGUAGUAACGGGUUCAUAAAUGCAUGUAUGCACGCUUCUUUCAGCAAGAAUUGCACUCGCUGCAAAAACUGCAGCCCGUUUGUUCUGUUCUUUCGUGUCGCAAAGUUACACAGAGUCUGCGCUUCAUCUUUUAUUCCCGUUUUCCGUUACGCAUUUCGCGUUACAUCGGCGACUUAUAUGAUUUUCAAAUAAAUCCCAAAAAGUGCGCGCAAAUAUCGUUAUCAUUGACAAAGUUCUUUCGCCGCGACGCUUUUCACGGUAUAUGCAUUUCUAUGCAUACAUGAGCAGCUACUGCGAACAAUAGACGUCGAGUGUCGCAAACGGAUAAAGUGCGUCCUUAAAAGAAGAACGGUGCACAGCAAACCAGCAUGGAGUCAAUGGAAAAAGUCUUCGAUAGCAAUAUCUCGGAAACAGAUGCGCGACAUAAUCAGAAUCUGCUUAAAGCAGACGGGAAAGGAGCGAAUGCGGGAAACGUGCAAGUUUUCUCGGUUGAUAAAGUUACCGUUGAAAAGAUUGUCCUUGAGUCUUCGAACGGUUCGCGAGAAGUACUGCUGACGAAGAACGAGUCUUCGAGGAAAUUCUCUCUGAGUUCUGAGACAAAGUCGAAUGUUAUCGAACGAGCGAAAGACGACCGACAGAAAUCGACGAGUAACGACGUAUUCCCGAUACCGGAAGAUGCGUUCACGUAUUCAAAACCAAAAGACGCUAAUUUUAAGACCAUCAUUCUUGAUAGACAAUCAAAACUUCCUAUUCCGAAGAGUCGAAAGAGUGACGGUGUUAGUUUUCCAAACGAAGAAAGCAGGAUCAAACCGAUUAAAUUCACUAAAAACCCAUCUAUCGGUAGCAUUGUGAUUGACGGUUUAAAUUCGACAAAUAUAAUCGCCAAGAGGAAUAAAGUGCCGCCAAAAGUCCCGAAGAAAACUGCGAUCAAGAAAGAAAAUAAUUCAUCUUUGAUAGUGACUUCAGUCUCUUCUACGAAGAAAUUUUCGGAAGAUUUAUUCACGAAUCGGGAAAAAGUUGUUGACAAAAUACUGACUACGAUUAAACAAGAACAAUCGGGUGAACAUAAACUUUUCGAGACUGAAGACGUUAAAAAUGAUAAUGAUAUAAAUUGCGUUGAAUUUGAGAAAUAUAAUGAGAUAUCUAAAAUUGCGAACGUACAGUGCAAUAAAUUAAAAGACAAGAUCGAAAAGCAGGACGGCUCAAUAAGCAUCAAAAACCAGGAAAAAAGCGCGAAAAGUGACAGUGACGCGCAGAGUUAUCUGGAAAAAAGUCAGACGAUUAUCGAAGAUCUUCAAAAAAAUCUAAGCACCAGGAUUCACGCUAGUACCGCGCAAAGUUAUAAAGAAAAGCUGGUGGGUUUUCAGGCAAAUUAUACUCCGGGAUCGUCGGUUACCGCAGAGUCAAGUGGCAGCGAGAGAUUAAGUUCCGGAUUCGACAAGGAUUUUCUCGAGAAGCAUAAUCUGGAUAAGCGAUUGAACAUCGAGGAGAAGAGACUGUUGGAAACCGAUCUCGAUUACACGUCCGACAACGAUAGAACUAGCGAAAUUGAAGAUCAACCGCCGCGCAAAAUCGACAUCAGACGAAAAUAUAGCGACAAAGUAACGGAGGUAGAGAAGAGAUGGUCCGGAGAAUUUUUAGAGAACCGUUUGCAACGUAACUCCUCGGAAUCUUCGAAAUCAUCUUACAUUGAAGAGUUUGAUAGCGUGUCCUCACGCGAGAGCAUCGUCGAGGAUCGCGACGGCCGGUUAUUUUUUGGCCAAAAGCAUCCGGAAAAGUUGACGGAGAGGCAAACGUCGAUCGAUGAAUCGAAGAUACGAACUUUAGAGGAAAUUCUUGAGAACAGUACUGUGAGCACUGUCGACUCUGACUCGUGCUUGGAGGAUAGAAUCAAGGCUGUCGAUGAGGACAUUGCUCACGUGACGAAUGAUAAUGACGAUAUCGAUGGAUUUGAUCAAGCUUACGGUAACGAAGAAGUGAAAGAUUGCAUUCAAUGGAAUGAAGAAGUAAAUACAAUUCUCACGACAACGGCGGUAAACUGUGAAAAGAAAAAUCAAAAUUUGAAAGAAGAGAAAAACAUUAAUGACACAACAGGCGUCAAUAAUUAUAACGAUACAAAUUCGAAUCGAGUGAAAAAUAAUUAUGAAAAGAAUAUUAAUGUGGUAAAAAAAGAGAAACAUUUAAUUGAACAAAAAAACGAUAAGACAUUUUUUCAUUCCUUUACGGUGAUUAAUUCAAAGGAGUCUACCGAUUCGACCUUCGUGCUCCGAGAUCAUCGCAAUAAAGACGGUUACGCUAAUCUUAUAAAAGAAUUCGCUAUGGAGCCGGGAUCAUCCAAGAUGAUGAAGAAAGAGGAGAAGCAAAAGAAGAAGCUCGGUUUUCGACGUCUUUUACCGGCCAUUUUUUCGCCGAAACAUUCUCGAAAGGAUUAUAAGAAAAAGGAGCAGAAGGAACGAAAAAGAUACGACGAGCGGCAUUUCGCUCGUUAUCAGCAAAAUGGAAAUUACACGAGAUCACCGGACACGAUGAAUCUAAAUGAAGAUAUCAAGAAAAACGUCAAACUGGAUAACAGCUUGAACGGUUCCAUCAUCGAUGAGAGGUUGGACGAGAUCAAGCGCGAAUUGUUUCCCGAACAGGGGCCGAUCACCAGUACACCCGAUCACUUUCUGCAAACGGACGAUACGCGACUUCUUUGCGACAGAACAAAAAAUCAGAGAUCGUAUACUGCCGAUUCAAGUCUCAGCUCAAUCGCGCCGGACGAGAGAUGGAUAGAGCGUGGCGGACAAUUUGUUAUCUCGCCUGACAUUAGAAAAUAUGAGCAGAGGCAGAAACGCGAAGAACACGACGGUCGACGAUACAACUACCUGGAACGCAAGCACAGUUUACAGGAAUCGAAUCAUGGCAGUCGUAAUUAUGUCUUCCAAAGAAAUCACGGACCUUCCGGUAGAAUUUCGGCGCCGCUCAAUGAACGAUAUUUACGACCUCGAGCUGUUUUUCUUGUCGAUAGACCGCUGCCUGAAAUACCACAGUCACGAUUAGAACUGUCAAACUACGAAAAUUAUCAGGAUGGCAUCGGUCAACUAUGCGACGAUCUCAGUAGCGUGGAUGUUGUUGAUAACAAAAAUUACCAGAAUCAAUCCGAACUUUAUCAGAAUGAUAGCAAUCUUGAGGCGGGUUUACUCAACACCCCGCAAUCGGUUCCCGCGCAAGUUAAGAUUACUCGACAAUCAAUCGUAAAUCAGACUCAGAAAGCGCCUUUGAUUGGAAGAACUUCCAAGUAUCCAUCGUCUGGUUCCAGCCAAAAGUCCGGCGAUUACGCCGAUUCGAGUUGCACGCCUAAUUCGAGUCAAAAGAGCGAGUUUUCGCCUUCUAGCUCGAAGAGCGGUGAGUAUUAUUUGAACUCGCCUCGCAGCAGCGCCCGAACUUCUCCUACCGAACGAUCAACCUUCGAAGACGGGCGAGAAAGAAUUUACGAGAACGAAGCUCAACCGGUAAUUUCCCAGUCAUCCAUUAAUUACGCUGAAGAACACGUUUACGACGAAACUCCAUCACCGUGUCGUGAGAAACAUUUUUCAAGCACGAAAGCAUCAGAUCAUAUGGGAGAGAAUUCGCCGGAGAAGAAAGACAAUCUAAUUUACGAAGAAAAAUGUUCAUCGAAUCGACAAUCGCCCUUAAAGAAUUGCUCUUUCCAACAUUCUUUCGAAGAUGAUGAAAAUAUGCAAGCGGAAUCAAAACGAGAGAUCGAAAAAUCACGUGAGAAUUGCUUAAAAAGUCACGAGACACAAUUUGAUACACAUUCGAAGAACGAUUCAACAGCGGUCAGCCAAACUGAAAGAACAUCCAUUCAGAACGUAUCGCCGUCGAAACAUGGAAUGACAAUAGUGACGUCUCCGUCGGCGGGAUCUCGAGCCAGGAGAUCACAACCAAACGAUCAAAUCUUGAUAGCCUCGCCCAAGAGAGAAACCAUCUGUCAGUCUCGAGUUUCUCGGCCAUCGAACGAGACGAGGCUUUGCGACGCGGAAUCGCCCAUUCCCAUAGCGGAUUCGCGCGAGGGUAUCUCUGGCAUCGUUCCAAUUGAAGUGCGACAUCAGUACGGUAGCCAGAAUUCUUCCGCCACAGGAAUGAGGAGAUCUAUUGAGCAAAAAACUAUAUCGUCUUUUGGCUUCUCGAAAAGCAUUUCACGUCCCGAGCCGAUUUAUGGACACCGCAGACAACAGACUUUUCAUAAGAGCGACACAACGACCUUGGAGACGAAGGAAGAUAAACGCGAGAACGAUCAGCUGCCACCAGAUCCGUACAGCUCGACCGAAUCAUGCCGCGACGUCGACGAGAGAAUAGCUCGAUUUCAAGGUCAGAAUUUGGAAUCGCAAAAUUUACAGUCGUGUUUCUCGGAAGCUAAGCAAAUAUCCGAUGAAUCUGGAAGAAGAGCGGUUCAAUCUCCUACACGCGAAUCGACGCAAAACUUUUAUCAACAAUCAUCACCGACGGCGAAUCAAGACAAGAGAUACACGAGUGCGAAUGCACUUCAGCAUGAAUCGAUUUACGAGCAACGUCAACGACAGUAUCAAUCGCGACGAGGACAAGAGCCUUUGUACGCUCAACGAAUCGCCGACGCGAUGAGCGGUCAACAAAGUCAUUCGACAUACAUGCUAUUGUCACCCUCGAAACAGGAGACUAGGCAACACCUGAAAGCAUUUUAUUGGCAGCAAAAAGCAUUGGAAGCACAUCGGAAAUCGGCAAUUUCAUCGGCGAAUUCCGGCCCAAAGCAGAUCGCGCCGAAAAUCGAUCUACCGGAAAUGAGAGAAGCGGUGUAUUGGCAACAAUUGAAGAGACUGGACGAAGAGCAACAGCGGCGAAUCUACGAGCGGAAUGCGAUGGAGGAUAGGCUAUAUGGAACAUACAAUAAGACGAGAACGAGAAGUCCCGUGGCGACCUUGAUAUCACCUAAUGCGAAUCAGACGUUUAAUUCUAAAGCUGCGAUGACACCUGUUCUCAUUCACGGCGACAGAUCGUACUGGAGCAACGUGCAGCAACGUCUCAAGAUGAGUCCGACCGGAAAACUGCCAUUAAUGCAAACUCAAAAGGGCCAGAAUCAACCGGUGCUGAUAGUUCGACCGCAGCAAGCGCUACAAGAUCGUCAGGAGAUGUCGAUGAAAUCUAUAAAUCCGCGCGAUCCCGCGGGAUAUGACGCGCAAAGAUCCAAGAGCGCCUCUCCGCACUUUCACAGAGGCGAUAUCGAGCGUGCCAGUUUCAACGUGACAUGCGGAAGGCCAACCACGAACGAAACAACCGGCAUCUCGGCGUCCCCGAGGAAACCGGAAGCCAGCGAGAUUCACGAGGAAAACGGCAACGACGGCAACGACGGCAACGAAGACAAACCUCGACCGCCGCAUCCGAUAUUUAAGAGGGGAAGCCUCAUAGGAGGAGAAUCAGUCGAGUACGGUAGUACAGGGCCCAAGAGAGUCAGCUUCUCCAAUCAACCGAAAAUCGGACCGGAUUUAGCGACGGGUAGCUGGCCAACCAAGCAUGGCACGGCACCUGAACCGCCCACUAGGCGACACAAAAGCGAAAACAGCGCCUCGGAUAUCGACUCGGUAUAUUUGCAUCAAGAUGGACGCGAUGCAAAUCAGGACGUUGCUUUGUACGGUACUCGCAUAGCGGAUCUGACUCUUCGCUCGAACAGCAGUCGGCCGCAACGAGAGUACGACGCUAACAGACCUCUGCCUCCUCCGCCCAAGGAUCCCCACGUAAUCUCUCGCCGUGAAAAUAGUGCUAAGAAUCACGUCUGCAACGAGGUGUCGACGGUCCGAUGGAACAGCGAGGAACCACGCGGCUGUCAACGACGGCAGGAAGAAGAGUGGAAUCCAGAUGGCAAGGGGCGACAGUCCAAUGAUACCGGGGGGUCCGUCAGGGGGGAGAUUGAACCUGGCUCAAACGAACUCACACCUGGCAGACGGGCAGGCAGUGCUGGCGGGGGCAGCGUCGGCAGCGGUGGCGUCUUGGGGGUCGGUGUCGGCGCUGGCGGGGGUGGCUCGGGGAGCCGAGGUUCCUCCGGCGGUGGUGGCCGCUCGAGGGACGAGCCUAGAAGGCACACCCUCGGCGGCGAUCAUCAACCGUCCCUUCAUCAUCAGCAAUUCAACGCAGCGCAGCAGCUGCAUCCCCUACACCCACAUCAUUUGCCGCCACCACACGGCCAAUACGGCACCCCGCCAUCACGACACACCACUAUGGAUCUCGAGGUGAAUCUUUGCUCGCGCAACAUGUAAAUACACAUAUAUUUAAUUGUUUGCGAUGAUUUUUCGUAAUCUCGAUUUGUUUCCUUCCUCUUAUCCUUUAUUGACAUUUAUUCUAUGAAUGUGUAGAAUCUCGAUCAAUUGGCAUAAUUAGAGAUAUUAUGUAAUCGUAUUAUUUAUUUUGAGUGAUUU